CCAUGACGGACUCUCCCCUUCCGCGCAUCCCGUUGGACCCGAAGGAACAGCCGAUUCUCGACAAGCUGGAAAUGAUACGGACUCAGCUCCAAUUGUUAAAACGGGACCGAUCAACUUACUUCAAAAGCCAAGAUAUUCUCAGUCUAUAUGACCAGGUCAUCGAACAAGUGAAGAUUCUGAACGAAAUCCGAGUGACGAAGCGCCUCGAGCAGAACAAGGUCGAUUAUAUGCUUGACGACUGCUUCCAGCUUAUCUCACUUGCAUAUUUGACAGUAGGCAAGAAUCAUGAGCCACCAGCCGUAUAUUCAUACAUUUCGACAAUUAAGCGUCUCCUGGAUCAUCUGAAGGAAGCAACAUUCUACUCGCCAAAAGACUUGGAAGCCCUCGACAAGAACCUGCAAGACUGCCACCGCUAUGUCGAACGAAGUCGAGACGAGCAUACCCCACAUUUACUCACUCUUCUUGAUGCUCGCAUUCAAGUAUGCGAAGAAACCUUGUCCGAGCUGAAGCUCAAUCUUUCUGGACUCACUCCCGAGCUGAAGCCAAAGUGGGAAAGGUUAGUAUCUGUAUUGAGAUGUCUGGCUGGCUGCAACACCAGAUCAAAGUUUCCCCUCGAUGAAGUCAAUGAAUACGAAAUUGAGCUCAAGCGGCUUCAAGAAGAACUCAAGGAAUAUGGCAUCUAUGCAUAUGAGACGACUGGAAGCACAGAAGAGAAGCUGGCGGAGAUGGUGGACAAGGUGCAACUCGUUGCCGCGCAUCCCGAGCCGGCGCCUGAAGCGAAGACACUUAUUGGGACGCUGUUGCGACGAAACCUACUCUGGGUCGCUUUGAUCAAGCUAAAACAAGGCCGGAUAUCACCUGCUUUCCAGGAUACAUAUGACAAGCUCCUUGCCAUUCGAAACAAGCUCGAGAAGCUCACCCUUACGCAAGCAUGGUCUCUGCGUGAGACAGAUCUCUGGGACUUCCAGCGUCAACUCGAUCGUGUUGAUGAAGCGCGGAUUGACGGCAACUUUAUCGAUGCUCUAGGGCGACCUUCGGAGAUAUACGAGCAGAGAACAUUACUCUACUUGCUCCGAAAGAACUACUCUCUCAUCUAUCAGUUGCUCCUAACCUCUGAACCAGUUUCUGAAGCGCUGCUACCAAUCUACAACCAACUAACUACUCUGCGAAAAUGCUUGCAGGAAGUGAAGAAUCUGGGUGGUGUUUCUUCACCGAGAGAACUUUACCCAUACAGCAUGAAGUUGAAUUCCAUUGACAACAUGCGCGUCGACGGCAAGUUCAUGGUCGGCGACGAGAUCCCUGAUGGGCAAGGCCGCGUGACACAACUCCUCGAGGACUGUUUCGAGCUUGCAUACGAUCUGAGAAACGACGCAGAGGAAAGCAGCUCAGCAGAUGCGACACCUCAAAGCGAGCCCCCCAACGAGUCCGUCACCGCAUAGCUUUUUCGCAACUUGACACGAUAGCGCUAUUAGAUUCGGCGUACAUUCUGGCUCUGGAGGCUUCUUCGUUUAGUUGCACUGUCCUUUCAACAGUACUCAUAUUCACAUUUACCUUUUAAUAUGGCUGUAUCAUCCAUAGUAGCUCAAUUUCCUCUUCCGGUGGGGUAGGAGGCGGCUUAUCAGCGUCCUUAAAGGUUAGAUGGC
Cucurbitaria berberidis CBS 394.84 is the source of this 1643-nucleotide messenger RNA. RefSeq lists its product as uncharacterized. NCBI's taxonomy places the organism in Eukaryota, Fungi, Ascomycota, Dothideomycetes, Pleosporales, Cucurbitariaceae. The annotation marks the transcript as partial. The transcript is spliced from 8 exons. Gene Ontology annotation, cellular component: nucleus; cytoplasm. The record is from RefSeq and is a predicted model, not a curated record.